CUAUAAUGUGUUCAUGUCGUCUGUUAGAACGUUACGUUAUAAAGCUGAAUUUUAGAGCGACAUUGUUACUGUCGGUGCUGUGAGAGGAUUCAGGAUUAGUUACAGUGGGUGGAGCUUCUGUAAACAAAAGGACCGCACAAUGAUGGCAGCCAAUUCACCCUAUCUGCCCUUGAGGGAAUUUUGCCCCCUGUACUACCUGCUGAACUCCAUCCCUGCCAAAGUUCAGAAGGGCUUCCGCUCCGUCCUCGUCUAUCUCACCGCGCUGGACAGCAGCAGCGACUACAUUGCUGUGGGUAGCAGCAUCGGCAUGCUAUACCUGUACUGUAGGAGAGUAAGCCAGAUGAACAAGUACAACCUGGAGGGGAAAAGCGAGGCCAUCACUGUAGUGAAAUUGCUGAGUUGUUUCGAUGACCUGGUGGCGGUGGGUACAGCGUCAGGUCGGGUUGCUCUCUUUCAGCUGGUGUCACAACUGCCAGGACGGAAUAAACAGCUCAGACGUUUUGACGUUGUUGGCCUUCAUAAGAGCACAGUGACGGCGUUAGCAUGGAGCGCAAAUGGCAUGAAACUCUUCUCUGGUGAUGAUAAAGGCAGAGUGGUCUACUCAGCUGUGGACUUGGAUCAGGGGGUGUGUAACCCGGUGCUGCUGUUGGAGGAGCCAUCAGCUAUAGUUCAGCUGGAGUACAGUCAGAAAGUGCUUCUGGUUUCUACUACUCAGCGCUCUCUUCUGUUUAACACACAAGAGCAAUCCUUACAGCAGCUGGGGACCAAACCUAGAAAAACCAACGGCAAGUUCGGCGCCUGCUUUCAGCCAGCACUGUGCAAGCAGAGUGACCUGUUGGUCUAUGCAUCACGGCCUGCCCUUCGUCUCUGGAGAACAGACGUGCGAGGGCAUGUGCAGGAGACGCAUGUCCUCAAGCCACUCUUCAACCAGGAUGUGCCUCAGUUUGAGCUCUUUCCCCGCUCAAGUCCCAACGGAGCCUACCGGCCCACAGACAGACAGCUGGGCCUGGUGAACUGCUUUCUCAAGGAGGGCUGGGUGCUCAGCUGGAACGAGUACAGCGUCUACAUAGUGGACUCAACCAAUCAGGUCAUCAUCGGCGGGAUGGAAUGCUGUGGAGACAUAGUGUCCGUGUCCUGCACAGAAAAUGAGAUCUUCAUUUUAAAAGGGGACCGAGAUAUUAUACGCAUCUCCAACUGUCCUGAAGGAUUAGUCACCAACAUGUCAGAUCUGUCCUUCCGUCUGGCCUCCCCUCUCACCACCCCAACCAUCCUGCUCCCUCCGAAUGGCGCUGUGGAAAUGGCUCAGCCAAUCAGGACAAUGGCCAUCAUCGCCGAGCCAGAUCAGGAGCCGAAGCCGGAUGAAUGUGAGGAAGCGGAAGAAGAGGCCAAGGAGGCGCAUGAGGAGUUCAGCCAGGCGCUGGAGGCACUAGAGGUGGCUGAGGAGGUUGAGAGCCAGAAGAAGUCCUCAGUGGACAUGCGAAGCCGGAGCAGCUCCAUCACGUCGUGGGAAAGCACACAGGGCACGUCGGAUCUUUCCUCCAGCCGCUACAGCACCAUCACGCAGGAGGACUUUCAGCAGGAGCUGGUGGUCAAACCAGUGAAGCUGAAGAGGAGAGGCAAGAGGAUAAGGCACGAGAGCGGGAACUGUGUAAAUGAUCGCAGCAGCUGGUCAGAGAGCAUGUUCAGCCAGGAUGGUGCAGCCAGCGACGGCCUCUCCACACCUGCCAGUGCGCCACCCUCGGACCGAACCAGCCUCAUGUGCAGCAGCCUGGACUUUCACAGCAACGGCUCGCCUGAUCAAGAAGGCUCUGUCUGCAUAGACCCCUUCAGCCCCGACACAUAUUUGAUGCAAAACCUUCAAGAACCCUUACAAGUUCCCAACCAGGAGCUUAAAGAGCGGAAGAGCAGCGAGAGCCUCGUUAGCAAAACGGCAGAUGACCUGCCGCCGUGCCCUACAUCCCUCUGUCUACAAGACAUGGACUCCCAGUCUGAUGGUGAUGUCAUUAAUGUUGAACAGAGUCAAGCACGUACAGCGGUCACACCAGACGUGGACAUGUUGCUAGAGUGCACCUUCUCCUAUGUUCAUGCUGCUAACGAGGAGGCACCUGAGGCCGAAGCUGGACACGUAUGUAAUCCAGAGCUUCAACCUAAAGAAGAUUUGGAAAAAGAUUUUGACAUGGAUAUAAUGCAAUAUUCCAUUAGGCCAUUGGCUUACACCCCAGAGCCAGAGCCAGAACUAUCACCCUCAAGUGAUGAGGAGGACAUAUACGCACAUGGUGUGCCAUCCGCUGCUAGUGUGGGCGAUGAGCUUAAUACUCUAGGUGUUCAGAAUACAUGCUCAAACCAGACAGAGCAGGAGGACACACGGCUUCACAAAGCAGACCAGCUGGCUGAGAGCUGGAUGGGCUACACUGGGCCGGGUUGUGGCAUCCUUAGCCUGGUAGUGACGGAGCGGAAUGUCUGGUGCCUGGAUUUCAAAGGGAUCCUGUACUGCACCAGCCUUGCCAACGGCACCCUGAGCUGGCAGAGGUUUGAGGAGAAUGUCCAGCAGGUGGCAUUGUCACCUUCAGGCUCGUUGCUGUGGAAGGUAGAACAAAAGUCCAUGGCCGCAUAUGCUUGUGGAAAAGUCACCAUCAAGGGAAAAAGGCACUGGUACAAAGCCAUGGAUGAGACAGCCUUUGUGGCACUGAGUGAUGAUACUGCCUGGAUCAUACGCACCAGCGGAGACCUUUAUCUCCAGACAGGGCUCAGCGUGGACCGGCCGUGUGCAAGGUCAGUGAAAGUGGACUGUCCGUGUCCCAUGGCACAGAUAGCAGCACGGGGCAGUGUGGUGUGGGCACUCAGCGAGCACAGGGCUCUGUUCUACAGAGAAGGCCUCAGCAGCUACUGCGCAGAAGGUGAACAGUGGAAAUAUGACAAAGUCAGUGAAGGCCAGCAUCUAGAACCCAUCUGUAUUGCUCUGGGUGAGAAUAAUACACUGUGGGCUCUGGAUACCGUCGGCAGUCUGUGGUUCAGAACUGGGGUGACGGCUAAGAAGCCCCAGGGUGAAGACGAGCACUGGUGGCAGGUGAGCAUCACGGACUAUGUGGUGUUCGAUCAAGGAGGUCUUUUCCAGACCUUGAUCCAGGCUACCCAAAGUGUCGCUACGGCCACCAAGGCUCCGGUGGAAAGGGUGGCAGAGCGACUGCGUGUGGCAUUCCUCUGGCAGCAGUCUCAGUGUCAUCCCAGCCUGGUCAGCGCCAACCGCAGCGGUGUGUGGAUUGCCUCAGGCCGUAACGACUUCCACGUGGCUAAGGGGAGCCUCGUUGGAACCUACUGGAGGACAGUGGUACCAAGAGGGAUAGCUUCAGUGACCAAGUGGGCAUUUGUGUUUUCAUCUGAAGUCCCAACCAAAGAGGGAAGUUAUCUGUGGCUGGGCCAGAGCAGAAAAGACCUCUUCUGCGUCUGGGACCAUGAUCUGCAGAUGCGCCCCCUCACCGUCCAGCUGCCUUCAGACGUCGAAAUCAUUCAGCUGUCAGCAUGCAGAGACGCUCUGUGGAUCCUGGACCAGCACGGCCGCGUCCACAUCCGCACGCUCACCGCCAACUGUCCCGCCGGCCUGCACUGGACACCACUCGAUCUCAGCCAGCUUGGGCGUGUGAGGCUUCUGAGCUUUUCCUGUGGUAGUCAGAACGUGUGGGCAUGUGACGCCAGUGGUAUAGUCUAUUUUCGAGUGGGAACACAACCUCUAAACCCCAGCAUGAUGCUCCCAGCCUGGAUCUGUAUCGACUCUCCCGAGCAGCCUGUUGGUGUACACUUGGUGCGUGUUCAGACCAGCCCUAACGACCACAUGCUGUGGGCUUUGGACAACAGGGGCAACGUGCACGUGCGCACUGGCAUUACCGAGGAGAUGCCAGUGGGGACGGCCUGGGAGCACAUUCCUGGCCUCCAGGUCAGUCAACUAGUGCUGAGCUCUAGAACCGCAUGGGUGCGCUGUGCCAAUGGCGAGGUGGCUCGACGAUACGGCAUUUCAGAAAAGAACCCAGCUGGAGAUUACUGGAAGAAGGUACCAGGCCUAGCAAACUGGCUGGCAGUGACUCCGACAGAUGAGCUCUGGGCCGUUACCCCAGCUGGUGCUCUCACUCAGCGCCUCACUAAGACCCUACUGCACAGCGCUGGUAAAAAUCCCACAAACACAGGCUCUGCGAGUGGGGAGGAACUGGAGGAGGAAUGGGAGGUGAUCUAAACCGUUAGCUGAAACACUGCUUCUUGUAUAAAUGGUUCUGUUUAUUAGUUGCUGAGCACUUUACACUUUUUGUUUUAUAUUGUGUGUACAGAGGUGAAAGGGAUUAAGUGUACAGGACCUUUAAAGGUUGGGUUUUGUAGAACAGUCUCAGCAGGGUGUACAUGUUUUAACUGUCUCAAUGCACCUUGUAACAUGCAUAUUUGUUUUAUUAACUGGUUCAACCAAAUUGUAUUUGAUUUUUAAUGUGAAGCUUCUUGGUACAUUAAUCUAGGAUUUUUUUUAAUUUUGUAAGGAAAAAAUUCUGGUCUGCACCAGUGCACUUGGUCAGGAGUGGAAUGUAACACAGAUUAGUUUACUGUGAGCUAGGUUAGUAUCUGUAACACCCUAAAUCUAUGGUUAUUAGGAGUAUCACUGUUUAAUUACGGCCCUGUGUUCACUGAACUGACUUUUUAAAUCGUUUCUUCAUGCGUUCAGAAAAGCCCAAAUUUUAUUAAGCUAGCUAAAGUUCACACUACUCGACUUUCCAAGUCAUCAGGUCGCUGUACAGUUCACACUACACGACUAGAUCUCUUGUAAUCGGGAGUCUUUCAAGUCGGUGUGGCUUUUACACUACACGACUGAUCGGUGAUAGGGGGUUUCACACUACACCAUCUAUCACCAACUGGAAUCACAGGCGAGCUUCUCUGGUCUCCCAAACUACGUUUUGUCACGAAAACACACGCAAGAGGUGACGAGGGGUUUACUGAUACCAUGUCCAAACAUUCGCGUUAACAAGUAGCGAGCGAUCAAAGUUUGUGCACUGAUGUGCAGCGUAAAAUCAAGGAGAAAAAAUAAAUUAACCUGAGUGGAUUUGGCAACGCGAACAGCUUGGAUUGUUCUACAGUGAGUUGGAGGUUAAUAAAUAUUUUUUGCAAUG
This is a messenger RNA of Trichomycterus rosablanca, 5141 nucleotides long. It is a transcript of the gene tecpr2, whose product is annotated as tectonin beta-propeller repeat containing 2. The transcript is spliced from 20 exons. The record is from RefSeq and is a predicted model, not a curated record. Lineage: Eukaryota; Metazoa; Chordata; Actinopteri; Siluriformes; Trichomycteridae. The coding region runs from base 140 to 4225 and encodes 1361 amino acids. Gene Ontology annotation, molecular function: protein binding.